This is a messenger RNA of Actinia tenebrosa (Australian red waratah sea anemone), 14985 nucleotides long. Its product is annotated as low-density lipoprotein receptor-related protein 2. Gene Ontology annotation, molecular function: hormone binding; calcium ion binding; protein binding. NCBI's taxonomy places the organism in Eukaryota, Metazoa, Cnidaria, Anthozoa, Actiniaria, Actiniidae. Gene Ontology annotation, cellular component: signaling receptor complex; apical plasma membrane; plasma membrane. The record is from RefSeq and is a predicted model, not a curated record. Gene Ontology annotation, biological process: receptor-mediated endocytosis.
CGUCCAUUGACAAGUAAAUGCACUGAUUCGAUUGUAUAACACAAAGAAACUGCUUGCUCAAUAUUUGGCACAAARAUAAGAAACCUGCUAAUGAAAUCGUCUAGUUUUCAAAGUAAUGCUACCACCUAGCUUUAGCAUAAACGAAUACAAAGCUCCCAAGAAACCAGGAAAAUCAGUCAUUGGAAUUAUUCUAAUACUUAGCACAACGUUUUGGGUUGUUGCUUUGAACUACUCUCAAGUUGACGCUGAAUUCACUGGAGGCAAAAUAUGCAAGACAAACCAGUUCCGAUGUAAAGAUGGAUCUCAAUGCAUUUUUCAUUCUUGGAGAUGUGAUGGCGAAAAGGACUGCAAGGAUGGAAGUGACGAAAAACUUUGUGGUAAUGUGACAACUUGUUCAUCCAGAGAGUUCCUUUGUAACAACCAGUGUGUACCUUUAGCAUGGAAAUGUGAUGGUGAAAAGGAUUGCAAGCCAGACGGGUUUGAUGAAAGAGGAUGUGCUCCAGUUACUUGUGCAAGCACCCAUUUUAAGUGUCAUAACAGUUCAAUUUGUAUUCCAACAAUAUGGCUGUGUGAUGGAGAGAGGGAGUGUGAAGAUGGCAGUGAUGAGUUAAACUGUGAUAACUUUACUUGUGCUAGCCAUGAUUUUAGUUGUGCUAAUGGAAAGAAGUGUAUCAGUUCACGAUGGGUUUGUGAUGGUGAAAAUGAUUGUGGUGAUUUCUCUGACGAAAAAAAUUGCAAACCUCGUACAUGUGAUUCAAAUGAGUUCAAGUGUCCUAAUGGUUUGUGCAUCAAUAAAGGAUGGGUGUGUGAUGGGCAAAAUGAUUGUGGAGACAGGUCUGAUGAACCUCCUAGCUGUGGUCAGAAGCCAUGUGACCCGUCGAUAGAGUUUCAGUGUCACAAUGGGAAGUGCAUCCAUAACAAGUGGAAGUGUGAUGGUACUGAUGACUGUGGUGAUGGAAGUGAUGAGAAAGGAUGCCCUGUCAACUGUGGCCCAAAUGAAUGGCAGUGUAUUGGAACCAACCACUGUAUCCAAAUUACCAAUGUCUGUGACGACAAUAAUGAUUGUGGGGAUAAUUCAGAUGAGGGUUCUCAAUGUAUGAACAGUGACUGUGAUAGCAAGAACUGUAGUCAGCUGUGCCAACAAACCCCCAAAGGAGCCCACUGUUACUGUAAACCAGGCUAUGUUCUUGGUAAUGACAGUGUCACAUGUCAAGACUUUGACGAGUGUCAAGAUCUUGGUCUUUGUGAUCACAUCUGCAUCAAUACUGAAGGUUCCUAUAAGUGUAAAUGUCAUGAAGACUACAUCCAUAUCCCUCCACGAACAUGUCGACCUAAAGGUCCAGAAAUCCCGAUGCUUAUUUUUGCUAACCGUAAGAACAUCAGACGAAUAGCGGUGGAUGGCAAGUUAUACGGGGAAGUCCAAGGUAACUUGACUAGAGCUAUUGCUAUGGACUUUGACGUCCGUGAAGGGAAGCUAUACUGGUCUGACGUGACGGAUAACGCAAUCUACAGAGCUGAUUACGUGACAUCAAAUGCUUCCAGUUCAAGGCCGGAACCAAUCAUCACAACUGGUCUAGCUGUGCCGGAUGGACUAGCGGUAGACUGGAUUGGUCGAAAUCUGUACUUCGUUGAUAGCUCAGCCAAUAGGAUAUACGUUAGUAAAUUAAAUGGUAGUGACCGGACGUCACUCAUCACUACCAACCUUGCUAAGCCCAGGGGGAUAGCAUUAGACCCUCGAGAUGGCUUCCUUUUCUGGACGGAUUGGAAGGCACACAGGAUUGAACGCGCCAACAUGGAUGGAACUAAUCGUACAGUACUCAUCAAAGACAAUGUUUACUGGGUCAACGCCUUGACCCUUGAUUAUACAAUGCGCACUGUUUACUGGGCCGAUGCGCACCAUGAUUACGUAGGCGCCAUGUCGUACUACGGCGAAAAGCGGCGCAAAAUAAUAGGACGUCCAGACGUUGCUCAUCCAUUUGCUGUCACCGUCUUUAGGAACUUUCUUUUCUUUUCCGACUGGAUUCGACACGCAAUCGUUAAGGUUGAUAAAUUCACUGGUAAUGAGACAGCGGUGUUAUUAAAGGGUUUGAUACAACCCAUGGAUAUACAAGUAUACCACAGUGCGCGCCAGCCCACGGCGUAUAACCCCUGUGCUGUUAGUAACUGUGGUUGCCAACACUUAUGCCUGAUUACGACUAACCAACGCUGCACUUGUAAAUGCGCCACAGGAUAUAGAUUAUCCUCGAACGGUAAAUCAUGCAUAAACAUCAACACGUUUCUUCUAUAUGCGCGGAGAACAGAAAUAGCUGGGAUCUCGUUAGACAGUAGGGACAACAGUGAUGCAAUACCUCCAAUACUCAGCCUUGGUAAUGCAGUUGGUCUAGAUUAUGACGCAAAACAGGGCCACGUGUAUUUCACAGAUGUUAUUAGAGAUAAUAUUAGUAGAAUAUCAUUAUCUGGACGAGAUUUAAGGGUGUUGAUAACUGCUGUCCGUAAUGCUGAUGGUAUUGCCGUGGACUGGCUGGGGAGGAAUCUCUACUGGACUGACGUGGACCUUCACGAAGUGUCGGUAGCCAAACUCAAUGGAUCUUUCAAGAAGACUUUAUUCUCAGAGAAUGUGAACAACCCACGAGCGAUCGUACUGCAUCCUCUUCAAGGAUUAAUGGUGUGGAGUGACUGGGGAUCUCCGGCUAAAAUAGAGAUAGCAAACAUGGACGGCACAGGACGUCAUGACCUGGUCACUGGUAAUGGUUUAACAUGGCCCAACGGUCUUGCCAUAGACAGAAACCAGUUAUACUGGACAGACGCUAAAUCAGACACUAUCGAGGUCAUCGAUCUGAACGGGGAAAAUCGCAAGGUGCUUCUGAGAAAUCUUCACCACCCGUUCGGGCUGGACAUAUUCGAAGGGCAUAUCUAUUGGACGGAUUGGAUUACUAAAGAUAUCAAGAGAACUGCUUUGAAGACACUGACUAAUGUUACGGUAUUGAGGUCCAACUUACCCGGGUUGAUGGAGAUCAAGGUGUACAGUGCGUCAAGACAACAAGGUUCAAGUCCGUGUUCCAAUGAGACAAGUGGGUGCAGCCAUCUUUGUCUGUUAAAUCCCGAGGGUUUCUCGUGCGACUGUCCUUAUGGGAAACGACUCUCUGAACAAGACAACAAGACUUGUAUAUUUAAUUUUACCGUUGACACAACAAGAAGCUGCCCACCUGGAAAGUUUCGUUGUAGGAACGAACUCUGUAUCCCCAAACGAUGGAAAUGUGAUGGAGAAAACGACUGUUUGGAUAACUCGGACGAGGAUGAUUACGCUAAUUGCUCUAUUGGUUCAUCGUGUAAACCUGGUCUCUUCCAAUGCCGUGACAGUAAAAAGUGCAUCCCGUUACCAUGGAGAUGUGAUGGAGACUACGACUGUCUGUUGCCAGAUAUCUCUGACGAGAUGAAUUGUCAGAAAACCUCCAAUUGCAGUGACAAUCAGUUCAAGUGUGGUGACGGUCAGUGUAAACCUAAAAGUUGGGUAUGCGAUGGGAUUGAUGACUGUAGUGAUAGCUCAGACGAAAAAUAUUGUGGUAACCAUAGCUGUACAUCGGAGCAGUUCACGUGUUCAAGUGGUCGAUGUAUUCCAAGGCGAUGGCGUUGUGAUGGUGAUAAUGACUGCGGGGAUCGAAGCGAUGAAGUUGAUUGCCCUUCAAAGAACUGUAGCUUGAAUCACUUCCGGUGUAAUGAUGGCAAGUGUAUUAAUGCUGCGUGGGUGUGUGAUGGGGAUAGUGACUGCCUUGAUCACUCUGACGAAACCAACUGUCCCACAGGUUCUCCCAACCGAUGUAAUGAAGAAGAGUUCAAAUGCAACAACUCGCGGUGUAUUCCAGAUCUUUUUGAAUGUGACUUUGAGAAUGACUGUGGUGAUGGAUCAGACGAACAUGUCAACUGUACCGUCUCGAAGUGCAGGAAAACCGAGAUGAGGUGCAAGAAUAAACGAUGUGUUCCUAUUUUAUGGCAGUGUGAUGGCGAGGACGAUUGUGGUGACAAUACUGACGAGAAAAAUUGUGACCCAGGUACUGCUGCUCCAGUAUGUAGGCAAGGCCAGUGGCAAUGCUCUAACAGUACCCAGUGUAUCUCUGAUAAAAAGGUCUGUGAUGGUAAACAAGACUGCGUAGAUGGAAGUGACGAGGGUCCUGGAUGUGCUCUUCGUGGCUGUAGGUACUUGAAUGGAGGAUGUUCACAGAUAUGCAUUGAUGUUCCAUCAGGUGUGAUGUGUUCCUGUAGAAUAGGCUACAAACUAGCCGCGGACAACAAGACCUGUAAAGACGUGAACGAGUGUAAAGAUAUCUCCACGUGCUACCAGCGGUGUUACAACUUGAGAGGGUCUUUUGAUUGUAAAUGCGUGAAUGGUUAUAAACUGAUGCCAGACAGAAGACGCUGCAAAGCAGCAGAUAAUCACAUUCCUCAUCUUUACUUUUCGACCCGCAAUGAAAUCCACAAGAUCGACAUUCCAUUGGGCAAAAAAUACACUUUCAGUGCUCUUGGGUUGAACGACGCUAUCGGUUUGGACUUUGACUGGAAGGAGCAGAGAAUUUAUUGGUCUGAUCUAAACAAGGACACAUUGAGUCGCUGUUUCUUCAAUGGAACUGGCAUUGAGUUGCUUAUCUCUGACGGACUUUACUCCCCUGAAGGUGUGGCUGUUGACUGGAUUGGUCGUCGGUUGUAUUGGUCAGACAUGCGAGGAGAUCGAAUCGAAGUGUCUACCCUUGAUGGAAAAUGGCGUACGAUUUUGAUUUCUGACGACUUGCGGUCGCCUAGGGGACUGGUACUGGAUCCACGUGAUGGGUAUCUCUUUUGGAGCGACUGGGAAAACCCCCGUAUUGAGCGUUCAUCCUUAGAUGGUACCAACCGCAAUGUGUUGGUAAGCAAGAAGGUCAUUUGGCCGAACGGACUCACACUGGAUUUCACUACAAGACGCGUGUACUGGAUUGAUGCGAAGUUAAAGCACCUUGAGUUCUGUGACUAUGAUGGUUCUAAUCGUCACCUGCUGUUAAGUGGAAGUAGCAACAUUCAACACCCAUUUUCCUUGUCGUUAUUUGAGGACUGGGUCUAUUGGUCUGACUGGGGCCAGAAAAGAGUGUUACGUGUUGAUAAAACACAUGGCGGGAACGUGAGCUCGAUGUUUAGAGGUCUCAUGAAACCAAUGGAUAUUCAUACUGUACAUCCUCUCAGACAACCUCAAGGAGUCAAUUACUGUUCUAAUGCGUCCUGUUCGCACCUGUGUUUGUUGGUUCCUCGUGGAUAUGUAUGUAAAUGUCCAGUAGGAAUGACACUCAAUCAAGACCAAAUUACUUGUGGAGAUAACUUCACAGCCCUGAUUUUUGCCACUCGUAACCAAGUCAGUGGAAUAUCCCUUGAUCCUAACAUGACCGUGGACUCCGUCCUCUCCGUGCCACAGCUCAACCAGGCCGUAGCUGUUGACGUGGAGGUUUCUCGUGGUUUUUUUUAUUGGUCAGACGUGUCGGAUGGCACGAUUUCUAGGGUGGCCAUUAAUGGGUCACUGAGACAGACCAUAAUAAGGGGCACCCCCAAACCAGAAGGAAUCGCUGUUGACUGGAUCGCAAGGAACUUAUAUUGGACAGACUUGAGUCGUAAGAGUAUAAAUGUAGCUCGUCUAGACGGUUCCUUCUCUGUUAUUCUUUUAACCAAAGACAUAAGUAAACCAAGAGCCAUCGCUGUUCAUCCAGCUAAGGCGUUGUUAUUUUGGUCAGAUUGGGACAAAAUCGCUCCACGCAUUACAAGAUCCAAUCUUGAUGGCUCGUCUCGCCGUGUUAUUGUAAACAGCCGAUUGGGGUUUCCUAACGGUCUAACCAUAGACUUCCAAGGCUCUUUGCUGUAUUGGUGCGAUGCUAAGAAAGAUGUCAUCGAGGUUGCUGCUCUAGAUGGAAGUUCAAGGCGUGUCCUAUACAGAYCCCCCGCUCUGCUUCAUCCUUUUGACAUCACCUUGUAUCGAGAUGUUCUAUAUCUCACUGACUGGAAAAAGAAAGCCAUCUUGUUUGCUCCAAAGUCUGGUAAUGGCAUGGUCGCCGUCCUCAGAGGUGACUUUCCGAACAUUUUUGGAGUCCAAAGUUAUUCCACGGAGCGACAGACAGGUACAAACGCGUGUGCUAAUAGCAAUGGUGGCUGCAGUCAGAUAUGUCUUGCUACUAGUCCCACUACUCGACGAUGCGUGUGUGAAGUUGGCUUCAAACUCAACCCUGAUCAAAAAACGUGUCAAGGAAUGAACAGUUUUGUGCUGUAUUCAACUGCAAAAGUCAUCUAUGGUGUUUCUUUGAAUCAAACGGACAAUACUUCAGCCAUGAACCCCAUUCAAGACCUGCGCAGUAUCAACUCCAUUGAUUUCCUGUUUAAAGGAGAGUGGAUUUUCUACUGUUAUGGGCGCGCUAUUGGUCGCGUUAAUAGAGACGGAACAAGAAAAAAGAUUAUCAUAAGCACAGGCCUAAGCCGGCCACAAGGGAUUGCGGUAGACUGGGUUGGGAAGAAUCUAUUUUGGACAGACGCUGGUACAGACCUUAUAGAGGUGAGUCGGCUGAAUGGGUCAAGUCGACUAGUGCUGAUAUCCACAGGCCUAACAGAACCACGCUCCAUCGUAGUCUACCCAAAUAAAGGGCUCCUGUAUUGGACAGACUGGGGUUCUCCUGCCCGCAUCGAACGAGCAUCCAUGGAUGGAUCACAAAGACGUACCUUGGUGAGGGGCUCGAUUAUAAGGCGUCCUUCAGGGCUUGCUAUUGAUUAUGGACAAGACAUGGUUUACUGGGUCGACUUGAGGAAAGACACGAUAUGGAGGAUGAACUUGGACGGAGGCGAUCAGAAACUUAUUAUCAAUAAGCUUAGACAGCCAAGUGGCCUGACAUUAUAUGGUGACUAUUUAUAUUGGACUGAUCGUAAUAAGGACAUCAUCCAGUCAGCCAACAAGAACAACGGCUCUGAUAUGCAAGAAAGAAAGACUGACGCCAACCCGCGGGACGUUCGCGUGUAUGACGCGCGACGACAGCCAGCUAAUGGUCCCUGUAUGAAGAAUGGUGGUUGUGCAGAACUCUGUCUAGCAGUUAGCAGCAAGAAAAAAAGGUGUGCUUGUCCUUCUGGUCGUCUUGGUGUAGACAAACAAUCCUGCGUCAGUCAGUCCAACCUAAUAAUCGUAGCUGAUAUGCAUACUAUCGAGUCUUUGUCCAUCAUCCCAGGAACCAAAGCUUCUACCAGUCAUGUUAUUUCUCGUUUCAACGGUGAAUACCUACAAAGGGAUGCGGAUUAUGACUAUGACAGUGAAACAAUAUUCUUCAUUGAUCCCGCGGGACCUACCACGAUUAAAUCGGUCAAAAUUGACGGGACGGACCCGAGAAAUAUAUCUCAAGAAAUCGAGUCUCCUGCUGGGCUUGCUAUCGACUGGGUUGAAAAACACAUCUAUGUUGUGGACAGUGAAUCUAAAACCAUCAGUAGAAUGUACUUCAAUGGUUCAUCGGUACAGAAAGUAAUAACAAGAGAGAAACGCCUGCCUGGUUCUAUUGCACUGGUCCCUUGUGAAAAAAUGAUGUACUGGAUCGAGAACGGUUUUCAAAUAAUGUCAGCGKGGAUGAAUGGAAAAGGAUUAAAGACAGUGUUAAAAGCCAACUCACGGUUACUAUACGACAUAGCGGUGGAUUAUACCGAAGGAAGGCUGUACUGGCUAAGGGUGGAUGGGAUAGAGUCUUCACAUCUUGACGGCUCAAAUCGUCAAGUCGUAGCUUCCGUCAGGGCGGUGUCCAUAUCUGUAUUUGGCGAGUUUAUUUACUGGAAUGAUUGGAACCAGCGUGCUAUAAUGAGAGCUAACAAGUAUAAUGGCGGUAACCCAGUCAAAGUGAUAAGCGAUAGAAAUAUUUACCAGAUCCUGGACAUGACGGUAUAUGCAAGAGAAAAACAAGAUUGUACGAUCAAACCCUGUGUUCUCAAUGGUGGCUGUUCACAAAUCUGCACAGCAAUUGAUGGGAUCCCUGUGUGUUCCUGUCAUCCUGAUCAUCUUCUAGUUGAUGGUUACCGAUGUGUCUCCAUCGAUGCUUCCUGCCCGUCCAAUCGCUUCACAUGUUCUAAUGGCAGAUGUGUUCCUUAUUUGGCUGUCUGUGAUUCGUACGAUGAUUGUGGUGACGGUUCUGAUGAACUCUCGAAACUUUGUGCCACGUGGUCUUGUGGUCCCAAACAGUUCUCGUGCAAUAACGGUCGCUGCAUCAAUGCAAACUGGAGAUGCGACUAUGAAGACGACUGCGGGGAUGGUAGCGAUGAAAUAGGCUGUCCUCCACAGUCGUGUGCCGGACAUGAGUUCAGGUGUAAUAAUGGCCGAUGUAAAGCGUAUGACUUGAAAUGUGAUGGGGACAAUGACUGUGGAGACUUUAGUGAUGAGAUAGGCUGCCCUGAUGUAACCUGUUCUGCGGGUAAAGUUAAGUGUGGGUCUAAAAACAUAUGCAUUCACAAGAGCUGGAUAUGUGAUGGUAACAACGACUGCGGUGACAACUGGGAUGAACAACCUGCGGUCUGCUCCAAUAGUACAUGCGCAUCGUCUCAGUUUCAAUGCAUCAACAGUAGAUGUAUUCCGAGUCGCUGGUACUGCGAUGGCGAGAACGACUGUGGCGAUAUGAGUGACGAACCUUCAARCUGUAAGACUCCACAGACGACCUGUUCGAGCGAAAUGUUUACUUGCAGAAAUGGUAACUGUAUAUCUCCCCAAUUCCUUUGUGACGGAGAUGAUGACUGCGGUGAUGGYUCGGAUGAACCCAGCGGAGGUUCCUCAUGUCCUAAGCGUAACUGCAGCGGUACGGAGUUCACUUGUGUAAAAACCUCACGCUGUAUACCGCUUUCCUAUAUGUGCGACGGCGAUAUUGACUGUAGUGAUGCGUCAGACGAGAGCCCGAGUUUAAAUUGUAUCCAGUCCACCUGCCAACCCUCGCAGUUCAGGUGCGCAAAUGGGCUUUGCAUUGAAAACCAAUGGCGCUGUGACUUCGAAGAUGACUGCGGCGAUAAUUCAGACGAGAUAUCCUGCGCAAACCAUACUUGUGCUCAAGAUCUAUUCACCUGUAGAAGCGGGCACUGUAUCUCAAAGAAAAACGUCUGUGAUAAAAAGAUCGACUGCAUAGACAGAUCCGACGAAGAUCCUGCUCUCUGCACCACUACACCGCUACCGACGUGCGGCAAGGGCUUCUUCAAGUGUGCCAAUGCUAAAUGCAUCAAUGAAAGCCUGGUUUGUGACAAGGUGGAUCACUGUGGGGAUUUAUCCGAUGAAAGACAAUGCAAUAUCAACGAGUGCCUGCGCACCCAGAACAAGGUUUGCGCACACUUCUGUCAUGAUACACAAACUGGAUUCACGUGCUCGUGUAGACCGGGAUAUGAACUAUUGGCUGACGGCAGUAGCUGUCGAGACAUCGAUGAAUGCGCUGACUACUCACUAAACAACUGCAGCCAGUUUUGCAUCAAUCAGAGGGGUUCUUACAAGUGUACUUGCGCGGAUGGGUAUUAUCUAGAGCCCGGGAACAGACGCACCUGCAAAGCCAUUGGACGAACUGAUAAACCUUAUUUAAUUUUUACGGAACGCGAUGAAAUCCGUUCCAUGGAUAUCGACGGAUGGUAUAAAAACAUCAUAGUCAAUAACACUAGAGCUUUGGCUGUAGACUUUGAUUUCAAAGAGCGUAGAGUAUACUGGACACAGGUUGGCAGUAACCCUCUUAUUGGUCGAUCACUCCUUGAUGGCACGAAGGUUGAGGUGAUAGUUAAAGACGAAGAGAAUCUAGUAUCGCCUGAGGGAAUCGCGGUGGAUUGGGUCGGGAGGAACUUGUAUUUUAGUGAUUCAGUAAAAGACAAGAUUUUCGUAUCAACUUUAGCUGGGAAAUACUUGAAGACGAUUGUGGACAAAAACUUGAACGAACCAAGAGCGCUUGUUGUUGUCCCUAAUGAGGGUUACUUGUUUUACACCGACUGGGGUUUCUUUCCUCACAUUGGCAGGGUAGGACUGGAUGGCUCUUCCCCAGGCCCUAUCGUCCAGACAAACCUAAGGUGGCCCAAUGGUCUUACAGUGUGCCAUAUCACCAAAAAACUGUUCUGGGCAGAUGCCAAGUUGGAUAUCAUUGAAUACAGUAACCUUGAUGGAACCAAGAGAACGCAGCUCUUCACUCUUCGAGUACGGCAUCCCUUUGGACUUACGGUUUUUGAAAAUUUUCUUUACUGGACUGAUUGGAGAGAUAAAACUGUGAACCGCGUGUUCAAAUGGACUGGCAACGACCAUAUUAUCCUGCUUAACUCGACCUUUAAACUCCACGGAAUUCAGGUGGUACAUCCCAGCCGUCAGCCCCAUUAUUCCCAUCCAUGCUCCAAGUCGCCAUGUAACGGCUUGUGCCUUCUGACACCCAGCGGUAGCUACAAGUGCGCAUGCGCAGACAACAUGCACCUCGCAAACGACGGAAAAACCUGUCUUGAAAACUGUACGAAUGAUGAAAGGAGGUGUAAUAACUAUCGCUGUAUCUCAAGGCACUGGGCGUGUGACGGACAAAACGACUGUGGUGAUAACAGUGAUGAACCAACAGGCUGUCCUAAACGUUACUGUCCACCAGGCACAUACCAGUGCACGAGUAGCCGUAAUUGUAUCUCACCCUUGCAAGUAUGUAACGGAGAAAACGACUGCCCCACUGGUGAUGAUGAGCGCGGAUGCAACGCCCUCCAUUGCAAUUCAUAUCAGUUUCGAUGCAACAACCGACGCUGUAUUUAUAAAAGUCGUGUCUGUGAUGGCGCGAAUGACUGCCAAGAUAGUCCGACUGGAUCAGACGAACAGAACUGUCUAAAGGCUAAGUGCACCGAACAUCAACAUCAAUGUAUCAAGACCGGACGAUGUAUACCUAAGGACUGGUUGUGUGAUGGUGAUAAUGACUGUGGAGACAUGAGUGAUGAGGCGGAUGUGUUUUGCUCCAAGGCUUGUCCAAAGGGAUUUUUCCGCUGUAAGAUAAAGUAUCAGUGUAUUGAACAAAACAAGACGUGCGAUGGGGUGUUUGAUUGUGACGAUAAGUCUGAUGAAGAUAACAUGCUCUGUCCUGAAGCCAACUGUUCCAGAUCAUCAGGAUUUUUCGCAUGCCAUGACAAUCAGAAGUGCAUCCCACUCAAAUGGAUUUGUGAUGGAGAGCCAGAUUGUGCAGACAAUUCCGAUGAAGAUCUUUGUAAAGCCAGACCUCUUUUACCACAUCAGUUCAGAUGCAGGUCCGGUCGUCUUAUUAACAACAAGUGGAAGUGUAAUGGUCAUGACGACUGUGGAGACAAUUCAGACGAAGAAGGAUGUGACAGAUUCUUCUGUGGUCCAGGCCAGUUUAAUUGUACUGUCAACAAUCGUUGUAUCGAGAAAGGUUGGAAGUGUGAUGGAAAGCGAGAUUGUGGCGAUGCUGCUGAUGAACAAGGUUGCGUUAGUCGAUAUCCUGAUGGCCGCUCGUGUCCUCUAUCAAGAUACCAGUGCAGCAAUAAUGUUUGUGUCAACAGGCUGUGGCUAUGUGACGGGCAGGAUGACUGCGGUGAUGGCAGUGAUGAGAUCAGUAUACUUUGUAAAUACCAUAAUUGCUUGCCGACUCAGUUUCGUUGUAAAACCGAUGGUUACCGCUGUAUCCCGCAGUGGUACCGAUGUGAUGGUCAUUAUCACUGCUCUGACAAAUCCGACGAGAAAAAAUGCCCUCAAGACUCUGCUGGAUGCCAAAGGAACCAAUUUAAGUGUCGAAACAAUAAGUGUAUCCCUAGUAACUUGGUCUGUGAUGGUAAUGAUGAUUGUGGGGAUGCGAUGGAUGAGAUAUAUUGUCCGUCAAGAAACAGGACAUGCGCUAUAAAAAACGGUGGGUGCUCCCAGAAAUGCUCUGCUAUCGGAACAGACGUGGUUUGUUCAUGCUGGGCUGGAUUCCAGUACAACUCAAACAUCCACAAAUGCGAGGACAUCAACGAAUGCCUUGAGAUUGGAACAUGUGAGCAGGAAUGUAUUAAUACCCUUGGUAGUUACAGAUGCAUGUGCGCAGAGGGGUAUGUCAGUAGAAAUGGAAACGGGACGAAUUGUAAAGCAGUUGGAACAUCACCGGUGCUGUUGUUUCAGACUGGCAGCACUAUUCGACAACUCGCUGUAUCACCUGACGGGUUAGGUGACUAUGAUAGUGGUGUUGAUGAUCUUAUAUCUGUUGGCUCACUCGAUGUACUUGUGUCAGAUAACAUUGUCUUCUGGAGCGAUCUCACUGACGGGACUAUUAAACUUGCCAAGCUUCCAGAGAUCACCAGAAACAGAAUACGCCGAGAAAUUUCUCCUUCGUCCUCUCCUCCAGUCCAAGAGCUCUCUCUGCCGGUUGGCGCUGCUGAUGGUAUUGCAGUGGACUGGAUCGGGAGAAACAUAUUCUGGACUGACUCGAGAAAGCGCGUUAUUGAUGUGGCUACCAUUGAUGGGCGAUACCGUCGUACUGUGGUGUCAACUAACCUUAAGGACCCUGGUGAUAUUGUGGUGGAUGCGAAUAGAGGGCGUCUUUACUGGGCGGACCGAGGCUUCCCGCCCAAAAUCGAGUCAUCCAACAUGGAUGGUUCCAAUCGAACAUCUCUCGUAACAGAACACCUCGUGUACCCCUCCGGUCUCGCCCUCGAUCAACCAGCUCAGCGGCUUUACUGGGCAGACCAGAAAAUAGGGCAAGUGGAGGUGAUUGGUACCAAUGGUCAGGGACGAAAAGUUGUGUGGAAAGACAUCGAUCAGCCUAGUUCUGUUGCCGUACAUGGCGACAUGUUAUAUGUUGGUAGUGAUCCUACUGGUCAAGUCUAUCGAAUGAAUAAGCGUGGAAAAGGCUCUGUUGAGAAGAUAUUUGAUAGUCUACCAAGGGUGACAGCCGUGAGGAUAAAACAACAACAGAAUCAAAUAAGAUUAUCUGAUUCAGGAAACCCCUGUGCUGUUAAUAAUGGUAACUGUACUCACCUGUGUCUCGCUACCAGUACUGGUGCCGUCUGCGCAUGCCCGAAUAAUGAUCACAACGAUGUACAACCAUGUUCGUCAGAUAUAGUUCAACCUCGCCCACCUCCAGCAUGUUCGCUGACCGCAUGUGGUGUGGGCACAUGUCGUGAUGUUGGGGGUAAAGCUCAAUGCAUAUGUCCAGCGGGAUAUACUGGACCAUACUGCAUGACAAUAACACCUAGUCCAUCAACAACUAGUAAACCAACACAGCCUGUCACCCCUGAUCCCUGUCUGAUGAUAUCCUGCUAUAAUGGUGGAUACUGUGAAGUCACACAAGGGAUUGCUAGAUGCAAGUGUCCUUAUGGAACAGCUGGCAAGAGCUGUGAAGAAACAUGUUCCUCUCUACACUGUAACCAUGGAGGUGAAUGUGAGAUCACAGAACGAGAUAUCUAUUGCAGAUGCGAGUCUGGUUAUCGCUAUACUACUGGUCCAGGAUGUGAGAAUGAUCCCUGUAUCAACUACACAAGAUGUGGUCAGGAUGGUAAAUGUUAUGUUAAUGGAUCAACAAACAUCCCCUACUGCAGAUGUAAAGACGGGUCGAUAGCCGUAACUUGUAUCAAGAACCCUGACAUUAUGGGACGCCAUCAAGAAUCGAAAAGCGUGGUCGCCAAGAUUAUAAUAGCACUUGUCAUGGUUCUGCUGGUCAUCGUCGUUAUUCUUGGUCUGCUGUACUGCAGGCACCGAGGCCCGAUGAGGCCGACAAACUACUGCGGUAUGAAUAUUCGUGUUCGCAACCCUUCGUUCCUGUAUGAGGAAAUGUUAGAUGAUAACAUCAGUAUGAUAAGCCACGGCUCCACCUACCGCGAAUCCGACAAGUCGACAAACUUCUCCAACCCAGUCUACGAGGCGCUCGCACAAACCAACGCGUCUUCAUCAACAGCUCUUCUUGCUGACCACGAUUUCAUAUCCGAUUUCUCUUGGCACAACGUGGAUUUUAUAAACCCUGUCUACGAAGUCUUGUAUGGAGAAAGACGUCCAAGUAGACCUGACUCGUUGUUCCGUACUAACAGCAUGGACAUGAAUGGGGAUGUACUAUCAGGCCGUGAAUCGUGUGCGUGACUACAAAGAGUAUAACUAUUGGGAGCAUAAAGCAAGUUGAUUGCAUAUCUCCAGGCUUUGUUCAAUGAAAACCUUUCCAGGUAUUUGGGUAUCCAUUGGUACCCUGUCCAGGAAUUUAAGUAAUGGAUUGCACACUGGUAUUUAUUAAACCAACAGCUUCGUGGCUGCCUAUCUCAAAGCUUUGUUCAAGGAAAUAUUUUCCUGGCAUCAGGCAUGCGUUAUCCUGCCCAGGAAUUGCUGGAACUAUUUUCUAACCGACAGCUGUGUCGCCUUAAAACAACCCAAGUUUUCAGAGUCCCUGAAGAAAGACGUGAUUAAACAUACCAGAACCUGGUAUAUUGAGUUCAAUUGAGAUGAUAAAAAAAAAAGAAUCACUGUGAUUCUCCGUAAAAGUACAAGCAUGUAUAUCUGAAUACCAACCGCCUUUCUUUUAGUCCAGAUUCUGCCAGAUUUUGGACAAGCAUUUUUUAAAGAAAAAUCAGAUAUUUUCUUGUCGUGUACAAGGCUCAGCGUUGGCCACAAAACACCAAGAAAACGUGUUUACAUUAUAGAACAUUAUUUGUCUGAAGGAAAACAAACGAUUAUUUUUUAUUUUCAAGACGCAGUUAGGAAAGAAAUUUGGACUGAUCUUAAAUCGCCAUGCGAAGCUUAUUUAAACAAGAACUAACAUAUAUUUAAUAGACGAUAAAAUAAAUAGUUAUUUAGAUAAAGACUUAGGUAGGUAUAUUUUGUAUUAAUUCUAGAUAUGUAUGACUAUCAUUGCGUUUAGUGUUUCAUUCGAAGUACACGUUCCAUAGGAAUUUGUGUUUGUCCCUUUGCCUUUCGCUUUCUACAUAUGUAGAUUGCACACAAUUCUGUGAAAAAGUACAUUGAUGUAGUACACUGUUGCCAGUAAAGAGUUUUUAAACUUAAAAAACUUAAAAGCU